Messenger RNA from Crotalus tigris (Tiger rattlesnake), 8189 nucleotides. It is a transcript of the gene APC2, whose product is annotated as APC regulator of WNT signaling pathway 2. The record is from RefSeq and is a predicted model, not a curated record. Bases 61 to 7680 code for a protein of 2539 amino acids. Gene Ontology annotation, cellular component: catenin complex; cytoplasmic microtubule; beta-catenin destruction complex. Gene Ontology annotation, molecular function: microtubule binding; beta-catenin binding; gamma-catenin binding. The transcript is spliced from 15 exons. Gene Ontology annotation, biological process: cell migration; negative regulation of canonical Wnt signaling pathway; positive regulation of protein catabolic process. Lineage: Eukaryota; Metazoa; Chordata; Lepidosauria; Squamata; Viperidae.
GGAAAGCCAAGCCCAUCUCAGCAAGGCAGGCAGAGGCAGGAGAAGGAUGCGGGGGACUACAUGGGUCUGCUGUGGGUCCUCUCCUUUCUCCAUUCCACCUUCUUCGGAGAUGAGGCAAUGGAAGAGCUGAAGAUGUCUGGAUCCAUUGCGUCCUAUGACCAACUGGUGAAGCAGGUGGAGGCGUUGAAGAAAGAGAACACACACCUCCGUCAGGAGUUGGAAGACAACUCCAACCAUCUCUCCAAGCUAGAAAAUGAGACUUCUGAUAUGAAGGUGGUUUUGAAGCAUCUGCAGGGCAAACUGGAACAGGAGGCCAAAGUGAUGGUGUCUUCAGGACAAAUGGAGGUUUUAGACCAGUUAAAAGCCCUGCAGAUGGACAUCUCCAGUUUGUACAACCUGAAAUUCCGCCCUCCGGCCCUGCUUCCCGAGCCGGUCUACCAGGACCACAGUCCGGAGCAGAGCCUGUCCCAUCCAGCCCCUCUCCAAAGGAAGGACAGCAUGGGGGAUCUGGGUCGGGCAACCAUCCGUCUCUUGGAGGAGCUGGACAAGGAGAGGUGUUUUCUGUUGAGUGAGAUUGAGAAGGAGGAAAAGGAGAAACUCUGGUAUUACACUCAACUGCAAAGUCUCUCUAAGCGGCUGGAUGACCUGCCCCACGUGGAGACGUUCUCAAUGCAGAUGGACCUGAUCCGUCAGCAGCUAGAAUUUGAAGCCCAGCACAUCCGGACACUCAUGGAGGAGCGCUUCGGAACGACCGAUGAAAUGGUACAAAGAGCUCAGAUCCGAGCGUCUCGUUUGGAACAGAUUGACAAAGAGCUGAUGGAAGCUCAGGAUAAAGUGCAGCCUUCGGAACAACCGCCCUCUGGAAAACUGCCAUGCACAGAAGGGGAUGGAAGGCUCAACAUCACAACAGACUCAGAGGAAGGGAAAGGGCAGCUGGGCAGCAGUAAGGUGGAAGUGGUCUUCUGGCUGCUUUCCAUGUUGGCCACCCGAGACAAGGAAGACAUGUCGCGCACACUGCUGGCCAUGUCCAGUUCCCAGGAAAGCUGCCUGGCCAUGCGCAAGUCGGGAUGCCUCCCUCUCCUCAUCCAGAUUCUCCAUGACUCAGAUCGCGAACUCAGCGCGCCUGACAGCCCUGGAGCUGCAGGGAAGGAUUGUCGCAUGCGGGCCAACGCUGCCCUCCACAACAUCAUCUUCUCUCAGCCCGAUGAAGGACAGGCCAAGAAGGAGAUGCGGGUGCUACACGUGCUGGAACAGAUCCGCUCCUACUCGGAGACCUGCUGGGAUUGGCUCAGGAUACACAAGGAAGGGGCCAAGAUCCCCGAGGGGGGAGCAGCUCCUGUUCCGAUUGAGCCCCAGAUCUGCCAAGCUACCUGCGCCAUCAUGAAGCUCUCGUUUGAUGAAGAAUAUCGCCGUGCCAUGAAUGAGCUGGGUGGACUCCAGGCCAUUGCUGAGCUGCUGCAAGUGGACUACGAGAUGCACAACAUGACCAAUGACCCCCUCAAUCUGGCACUCAGGCGCUACACAGGCAUGGCCUUGACCAACCUCACCUUCGGGGAUGUGGUCAACAAGGCAAUGCUAUGUUCACGGCAAAGGUGCAUGCAAGCUAUCGUGGACCAAUUAGCAUCUGACAGUGAGGAACUGCACCAGGUGGUAUCCAGCAUCCUACGCAACCUCUCAUGGCGAGCCGAUAUGAACAGCAAGAAAGUCUUACGAGAAGUGGGCAGUGUCUCAGCGCUGAUGCAGUGCGCCUUACGGGCCAGCAAGGAAUCCACCCUGAAGAGCGUCCUGAGUGCCUUGUGGAACCUCUCAGCUCACAGCACUGAGAAUAAAACUGCCAUCUGCAUGGUGGAAGGAGCGCUUGGCUUCCUAGUGAGCACACUCACCUACAAGUGCCAGAGUAACUCGCUUGCCAUCAUUGAAAGUGGAGGUGGGAUCCUAAGGAAUGUCUCCAGCCUGAUUGCCACUAGAGAAGAUUACCGGCAAAUUCUGAGGGAUCACAACUGCCUUCAAACUCUCCUCCAGCACCUCAAAUCACACAGUCUGACCAUCGUCAGCAAUGCAUGUGGCACUCUGUGGAACCUCUCUGCCCGUAGCCCCAAAGACCAAGAGCUGCUAUGGGACCUGGGGGCGGUCAGCAUGCUCCGAAAUCUCGUCCACUCUAAGCACAAGAUGAUCGCCAUGGGCAGCACCGCAGCCCUCCGGAACCUCCUUGCCAAUCGGCCACUUAAGUAUAAAGAUGCCAUGGUCAUCUCACCAGGUUCUUGUAUGCCCUCCCUGUAUAUGCGGAAACAGAAGGCCCUGGAGGCUGAACUGGAUGCUCAGCACUUGGCUGAAACUUUUGACACCAUGGAGAAGCAGACAAUGAAGAAGCAGAGCGUCACCAAGAAACCAAUGCGUCACAUGGAUAGCUUGGCCAAAGACUACGCUUCUGAUUCAGGUUGUUUUGAUGACGAUGAAGUGCCCAAUGUCUCCAGCAGUACAGAGCCAGGAAAUGCAUCAGUUCUCUCCAUGUUCCUAAAUUCAUCCUUCCUCCAAAGUCAAACUUUGCCAAGAACGGUUUCCCAAAGAAGAGGCCCAGAACCGGAGAAAGAUGAAAGUGGGAAGUCCACAGAGGCCAAGAAGGUCUCCCCGCUGCUCAUGCCCCAGGACAAUAACGUCUCCGUAGUGGCUGAGAAAUUGGCAAAGAUCACUACAACUGUGGCCAAGAUAGAUAAGUUGGUGGAAGAUAUAACCACUCUCCAUACCUCCUCUGAUGACAGCUUCAGCCUCAGCUCUGAAGACCACUGCCUUGACUGGCAUUAUGGUCUGGAUGAAGUCCAUGAGGCCCGUGCCCAGUCUUGCUCUCCAUGUCGCCUCUCGGACACCAGUGGAAUUAUCAAGCGUGACGGUCUGAACCGGGCUCACACCCUCUUGAGAUUGAAAAAUGCUUAUACAAGCUUGUCCAAUGACAGCCUCAACAGCGGAAGUACCAGUGAUGGCUACUGCCCUAAGGAACACAUGAGACCAUGUACUAGAACAACCUUCUUGGACUUUAAAGACGAACUACACCGGUAUCAGAAACGGCCCAGUCGUCUUGAUUUGAAGAACAUCUUGAUGAAUAGGCCAGAAAAGAUGGAACUGCCUGAGAAGAAACAUCAAGAAUCCAGUGUGGUAGUUGAGAAACCAGAACUUCUUGAAAAAGCAAAAGUAACAAGGCUUCCACCCAAUCCUGAUGUUGCUGAGAAAGAAUCUGAAUGUAAGAAGAAAGAGGGAGGGAGAGAGCUAGAUCCUGAUCCCAAAGUCCACACAAUUAAACUCUCCCCAUCCUAUCAACAUGUGCCCCUCAUAGAGAUCAAUGCCAUAGCAUCUGGGACUAUGGGAGUCUUGGGAACCAGCUCUUACUAUCCCAGCUUAUCCAUGAAAACCACAGAUAAUCUUAACAAGGUUCCAGAGAAACUGACUGCAGCAGAACCAGCGAAACAAGAACGGCUGCAGAAAUACUCGGUGGAAGACAUGCCAAUCUCCUUCUCCCGGUGCGGUUCCCUGUCUUCUAUUUCUUCUGCUGACAAUGUCCUAGAUGGACAGAGCCAUAGUGAGAAUGAGAUGGACACGGACUCUUCUCUAGAGAUCAUCGAGGUAGAAGAAGUGGAAGAAGCUCAAAAGGACAAUCAAGAAGAGAAGGCAAAGCAAGAUGUGGAACCCCUCACCUCAUCUUCACAACCCAUUGCUAUCCCCUUCCCUAAAAAAGAGAAAAUGUUCCUAAGAGGAGUGUCACCUUCUCGCCAUGAGGACUUGACCCCUUCCAGCUCAUCUGAAAAUUACAUCCAGGAGACCCCUUUGGUGAUGAGUCGCUGCAGUUCAGUCAGUUCGCUGGGCAGUUUUGAGAGCCCGUCCAUUGCGAGCUCUAUCCAAAGUGAACCCUGCAGCGAGAUGAUUAGUGGUACGGUCAGUCCUAGUGAGCUACCGGAUAGUCCUGGGCAAACCAUGCCUCCAAGCCGCAGCAAAACACCUCUGUUUGAACUAAGCCAGCCAGAGAAGGAGGCCAGCCAGUUCAACAUCCAGUGGGAAAACAAUGUUAAGAAAUUUAUGGAUAUCACGGAUUUUAAGGAGCGUUUCCAGAUGCCUCAGGACCUUGACUCCAUGGUCUACUUCACGGCGGAGAAACCCAAUGAAAACUUUUCAUGUGCCUCCAGCUUGAGCGCAUUGCCCCUCCACGAGCAUUAUGUCCAGAAGGAUGUUGAGUUGAAACUUAUCCCGCCAUUCCCGGAAAGGAGUGGGUUGAACUUCAUGACACAUGAGAAGAGAGAUGAUGAAAGGGUCAUUGAGGGCCAAAGGAAACUGGAGCGCCUUGAGUUGACUUCCGAUGAGGAUAUUGAAAUUCUGAGAGAGUGCAUCAAUUCGGCUAUGCCAUCCCGUUUCCGGAAGAUCAGAACAUCUCUUGUCUCGGGCCUUCCAGGCCAAGUCCUAAAUCCUCAGUCAAAGAAGUCAAUGCAGGUUCCAGUCUAUAUGUUGGUUCCUGCCAAUUCCCACUUGGGUAUCCCCAAGCACAGAUGGGCUACGGUCACCAGACCCAACAAGGACUACCUGGGCAAUGAGGAUUCCUUCACUGACUCAGCAGAAGGAACCCCCGUCAACUUCUCCAGUGCUGCUUCUUUGAGUGAUGAGACCCUUCAAUACCCUAUGAAAGAUGAGGGAGAUUCCCGGCAUUGCUCUGGGAAAAAAGAGGAAGUAACGGGGGCUCCGAUGGGGGUGCUCAAGAGGGAGAUCUGCCAACUUGAACAAAGCAGCUGCCGGAUUGGAAGAAUCACCUCCAGCCAUUCAACACCAACCAAAAUGGCCUCCUCCUCUAAGCACAAAACUGGAUCGAAUCACACCAGCCCACUCCGUGCAACCCGGGCCCAAUCAGCUGAGUCCAGGAGAGGAAACAUUCCCCUCAGAAACCUAGACUUGACUGUCUUGAGGCAAGGUAGCUCACGGGCAAGUUCUGAGGGCAACCGUUCCAAGAAGAAGGAGGAAUCUCGGGAGAACAGCAGCCAUGACAGUGAUGGAGCCUUCCCAUCCUUCUGCCACACCACGCCAACCGAAGAGGCUGUCUACUGCUUCUAUGAGAAUGACUCCGAUGACUUAGUGGAGUUAGACAUGAAGAACUCACCCAAGAGAAAGCCCAACCUGGCCAGCAAAGGUCAAAAGAAAGAAUGCUGGGCUAUGAAAGAACUUGAGCUAAGUUCUAGUCAGCAGCUUCAUGCUAAAAACAAGAUGGUGUCCCAUCUCCGGAGCAACCUAAUUGCAGAUGAGACUCCACCGUGUUACUCUCUCAGCUCCUCCCUAAGUUCCCUGAGUGAUCUCGAACUCUAUGGGACUGGGCAAAAGAUGCAGAUGUCCAAGAUCAGAGCUAACCGCCAACUGACCUUGAACCAUCGGCAUGGGAUAAAAGCAGCCGUGUCCAAAGGGAGGGACAGCUCUGCCAGUUCCCUCAGUUACAAUUCAGAUAAUGAUCUCCUGCAGAAGGGCAUCGGUUUGAGUGGGCCCAAGAGGAGACGCCAUUCAGCCAAAAGGAGGAAUGCUGAGAAGGAGCAGAAGGGUCUCAAGGCCAAGGAAUGGAAGCCUGAGGGGUUUCCUGAUGAAAUAUCUUCUGAAAGAGGCUCAGAUCUGGACAGCAUUGAGUGGAAAGCCAUCCAGGAAGGAGCAAACUCCAUUGUCACUUGGCUGCACCAAGCUGCUUCUUCCUUUGGCAAGGAGACGUCCUCAGAAUCUGACUCCAUUUUGUCUUUUAUGUCUGGCCUUUCGGCAAGCUCUGCUUUACCGCUGAGUUUGGACAGAAGAGACAAGACCCGGGGCAGGAAAGAUCCCACCGGUGGUGCGGAGAAGAAAAACCUCCCCAAAUCUUUCCAAGAUGGCAAGAAUCUGAAUGAAACAAGAGGUGCUGGUAGCAGGAAUAAAAUGGAGAAAAACGUAGGACAGCAGAAACCAAUGAGCAACCUACCCGUAGUUUUCCGAGGCAGGACGGUGAUCUACAUGCCUGAGGCAGCCAAGGAAUCCCCAGUGCAGAGCUCCAGAUCCACCCCAAAGAAAACAGUAGGGGCCACUAAGCAGGAAAUUCCUGAGAAAACUCUGAAUCUCAACCAACCGAGAUCAAGGAGUCUCCACCGGCCUGGGAAGAUCUCAGAAAUGGUGGAAUUGAUGUUGCCCAAAAGAAGCGCAACCCCACCUGCCAGGAUGAACAGAGCACCGUCAUCCGGAUCCUCCAGGACAUCCACGCCAUCCCAACCCAACCAGAAGAAGCUCACAUCACCAUCGCAGCAACCCAACAGACAGACGCCAUCUGGAAAGACCAGUGGAAGCACCACACCUGUUGGUCCAGCCCCCAAACCAGUCCAGAAAUCCCCCGUGUCUAAGCAACACAAGACCCAGAAAUCACCUGUCCGCAUCCCUUUUAUGCAGAAGCCCGUUAAGAAGACUCUUCCGGUGAGGAACACCAUGCCUACACUGGAGGAACGAGGAGGAAACAGCAGCAGUGAACUAAGGCCUAAGGUCAACGGGAAAGGCAUUCUCCAGGCCAACCGCCUUAAUUUGAUGCGCAUGUCCUCAGCGAGAUCCAUCAGCAGUGAAUCCCAUCAGUCGGGCUUCCUACGGCAGCUGACAUUCAUCAAGGAGUCGCCCAGUCUUCGCAUGAGGCAACGUUCUGAGGUCUCAUCUUCCCAGCCUUUGUCCUCAAUCUCUCAGGGUGCCUCACCACGAAGAGGCCGGCUUGGCCUGCCUACCGUUUUCCUCUGCUCGUCCAGAUGUGAUGAUCUCAAAGUGGACAAGCCCACUGGGUCAAGCCAACGUCCUGUCAUCUCCAGGGUGCCUCUUCCCAGCCAGAGUCCCUCUGCAGGGGGCCCCCCAAGGCCGCCACGCAGGACAAACUCAGAAAGCCCCUCCCGACUUCCCAUCAAAAACAACAUUGUUCCUCCAGAGCCUUUCAAGCGUUACUCCUCGUCUCCUCAAAUCAACAUCAUCAAGAGGACUGCUAGCCCCACUUCUACUCCAUCGGACGGCCCUGAGCCAUUAAGCGGGAGAAAGAAGAAUGAGGAGGUCUCAAAACUACCAGUGAUUCCUUCUGCAGAGAAAGGAACCGAAAAUCAACAGCAGCAGCGGCAGCAGCAGCAACAGCCACAGCUACUACAGCAACAGCCAUCACAGCAGCAGCAGCCACUGCAGCCACAGCCGCCACAGCUACCGCAGCUGCAGCCACCGCAGCAGCAGGCGAUGGUGAAAGGGACCUGGAAGAGGAUCCGUGAUGAGGAUAUACCCCAUAUUCUGAAAAGCACCCUACCUUCUACAGCAUUGCCCCUGGUUAGCGCUUGGAAGGAAGAAGAGAGCGAUCAGACGCCUGGAGUUCUCCACCCGAAGACGAGUGACGCGGUUGUGCAGACAGAAGACUUUGUCACCACAAAGACUAAUUCCAGCACUUCUCCUACUCUGGAGGUGCAGAAAGUCAUCAAGAUCCCACCUGAUGGAGAUGGCUUUGCUCUAGCGAAGGCCACCCCCGCGUCCAUCUCCUUUACUCACGAAGGGUCAGUCAGCUCUCUUGGGACUUUCCCUUCCAGCAGGCACAGCUCCCCAAGCCGGGCUGCUCGGGUGACCCCGUUUAAUUACACCCCCAGCCCAAUGGUGGAGCCCACAGUCAAAGAGAAGCAGGUGGAGAAAACACAAGUUUGACCACCCUCCAGCUUGGUCUGACAAACUCCUGGGAUCUUCUUAGCUAGCCCCUAAUAUUUAAAAACCAGACUUGGAUGUAUUCAUUUUUUAAGAAGCUAUAUUUGUCAUUUUACCCUAACCAUCUCCGUUCUUAACAAACAAGGAAGAUCGGAUGAGUGUUAUACUGUACAUGCAAGAUUAGAGGCAUCACUUCUUGUGAGAGAUAUAAAAGACACAAAGGAACAAAAUGUACAGGUAAUCCUCAACUUACAACCACAGUUGGGACCAAAUUUCUGUUGCUAAGCAAAGCGGUUGUUAAGUGAAUCACACUCGAUUAUAUGACCUUUUUUGCCACGUUUAAACAAAUCACUGAAGUUGUUAAGCGAAACAUGUGAUCUUUAAGUAAGUCUGGCUUCCCUCAUUGACUUUGCUUGUCAGAAGCCAGAUGGGAAGGUUACAAAUAAUGAUCACAUCUCUCUCUCUCUCUUUUUCACAUACACACAGACACAAUCAGAGACAUUGCAAUCAUC